Magallana angulata is the source of this 1718-nucleotide messenger RNA. RefSeq names its product cytochrome P450 3A4-like. NCBI's taxonomy places the organism in Eukaryota, Metazoa, Mollusca, Bivalvia, Ostreida, Ostreidae. The transcript is spliced from 14 exons. The record is from RefSeq and is a predicted model, not a curated record. The coding region runs from base 84 to 1622 and encodes 512 amino acids. Gene Ontology annotation, molecular function: steroid hydroxylase activity; iron ion binding; heme binding.
UCAGUGGGUCGAGAAUAACACUAGCUUUUGCAGACAACGAAUAUACUUUGAUUUUCUUUCCUUGGGAUUUCAAAUCACACAAAAUGGACAUGUUGGGCAAAUUGUAUUUCAACGACUGGAUAUUAGUUUGUACUUCGCUGUGUAUGUUAGCAUAUCUGUAUUCCAGAUGGAAGCACAGUUUGUUUCGGAAGUACGGAAUUCCCGGUCCCUUGCCAACACCAUUCGUAGGAAUUUCACCAAAAUACAGAAGGACGGGCGUUGCUCUUACAGACCACGAACUUGCAAGGACGUAUGGUGAUAUAGUGGGAGUAUAUAUGGGUCACCGCCCCCUGUUGCUAGUCUCCAACCCUGACACAAUCAAAGCCAUUAUGGUGAAAGAGUUCUCAAGAACACCAAACCGACCUAAGACAUUCUUACCGAGAAAUGAAAUGAAAUAUUCACUCCUAAAUGCCGACGAUGACCAAUGGCGGUUCCUUAGAAACACUCUUCUACCGACAUUCUCUUCCGGCAAAAUGAGAAUGAUGGAGCCGUUGUUUAAAGCCAAAUAUGAACAACUGUUAGAUAACUUGACGGAAAGGGUCAAAACAGGAAAACCAGUAGACUUCAAAGAUGUUUUUGGCUCUUAUACAUUAGAUGUCAUCGCCUCAACUGGUUUUGGAAUGGAUAUCGACUCUCAAAAAAAUCCGGACAAUGAUUUUGUCAAAUAUACCAAGAAAUUCUUAAACAUUUCCUUUACUCCGAUUUUGAUACUUAUUCUGAUAUUUCCAAAAAUUGAUACCUUGCUAUACUGGCUUGGAAUGUCACCUUUCAAUCGACUGGAGAUUCUGUCAUUCUUCCGGCGUGUUGUCAAGCGAGCUGUCGAUCAAAGAAUGGAAGACAGCAAGAAACCCGUGGACCUGCUUCAGUUGAUGUUAAAUGCACAUCAUGACACGGGCGUCGAUGAGUCCGAAAACAUUCAUAGCUACGAAGGAGAUGAAAACCAAUGGAAAACGAGAAGCCUUACUAUGGAUGAGAUUGUGGGUAAUUCUAUUCUUUUUCUGUUGGUGGGAUACGACACAACGUCCAAUGCCUUGGCCUUUACUGCUUACAAUCUGGCCACUCACCCCGACUGUCAAGAAAAACUCAUCGAAGAAAUAGACGCCAUUCUGGGCAAGGAACCACCUAAUUACGACAAUGUCCAGAAUCUGGAGUACAUAGAGAGAGUUUUCUGUGAGACUCUGAGGCUUUAUCCGUCAGCAUGCAGGACUCAUAGACUUGCAGAAAGGGAUAUUGUGAUUGAAGAAUACACUGUUCCCAAAGGUACGGACAUCUCCUUUCCAAUCUACAGUAUCCACAGGGACCCACGGUUCUGGGAAAAUCCGACCAGAUUUGAUCCUGAAAGAUUUACUCCGGAAAACAAGGCUAAGCGGCACCCAUACGCUUAUUUACCCUUUGGACAUGGUCCCCGUAGCUGUAUAGGCAUGCGCCUAGCUCAGGUCGAGAUGCGGUUAGCGAUUGUCUCCAUUCUACAACACUACAGAUUCAAAACGUGUGAAGAGACAGAAAUUCCUUUGAAGCUUUCCAAAGCAAACCUUCUGAAGCCAGAAAACGGCGUCAAACUGUUGUUGGAGUCACGAAGCUAAAAGACAGCUUGCCAAGGAUCACAAAAACGUUUCAUUUGAAACAUACAUAAAACAUGCAGAAAGAGUUUUUUUUGAAAAUUAUGGUAUUUUAACAAU